Molecule: messenger RNA, 9164 nt
Organism: Sus scrofa (pig)
Lineage: Eukaryota; Metazoa; Chordata; Mammalia; Artiodactyla; Suidae
Gene: ZNF597
Product: zinc finger protein 597
Biological process (GO): regulation of transcription by RNA polymerase II
Cellular component (GO): nucleus
Molecular function (GO): DNA-binding transcription factor activity, RNA polymerase II-specific; RNA polymerase II transcription regulatory region sequence-specific DNA binding
Source: RefSeq, a predicted model, not a curated record
GCAAGGCCAGAGAUCGAACCUGCAACCUUAUGGUUCCUAGUCGGAUUCAUUAACCACUGAGCCACAACGGGAACUCCCCAGAUAUCUCUUUUGUGAUCCACUCCCACAAGGCCUAGGUCUAGCUGUCACAAUGUCACUUGUGGCAGAUACCGUUAGUUACCUAUCUAUUCUACUUCCUUUUCUUUUCCAACAGAGCCCUGAUUUUGUGCAGGUAAAUAGUCAGGAGAGUGGGUCCCCUGGAGGGAAACCAUGAUGGGCCCAAACCAAUUACAGUAGGUAGUGUUUUUUCCUCUUGAUAAUGAUUGCUCUAGGAUUGGUACAUGACACAAUGCUUGUCUGCAUGUAUUAUGGGGAUUCCACUGCCGCCUUCCCCAACAUGCUAAGGACGGCAGGGGAGAAAUACGGGAGUAUUGGGACCAUGAUGGUGACCAAAUCAUUGAAUUAACCAACCUGUAACUGCCCUACCUUUGAACAUUUUGUUGGGUUUUCUGUUACUUGCAGCUGAAACUAUCCAAUCUGAUAUUCCACCAAAUCCCACUACUUAUUUUGUCACCUCUGAGGAUACUGUUUCAAUAACCAUUCAACCAUUCCUGGAGUAACCUUUUAAGUACAGGAACAUGCCUGGCACUAGAAUAAGAAAUAUACUGAGACUUAUUCAGAAUUUUCUAUUAAAGUAACUAUCGUUUUUGUUUUUUUCAAACAAACACCUCUGUAAACUGACAACUUCAUUAAAAGUACCCUCUGAAAAGAGGCAUUCUGAGCUCUUUGCACCUGAGGAAAGCAAAGCUGUGUACUGGCCAUUGACAGCAGGGCUGGGGAAGAAGCUCACUUUUCUAAUUCCAAAUCCCUACACCAGGGCGGCCAGUGCAAUGAAGCUGAAAAUAUUUGGUAACGGUGCAGGUCGAAUGUGAGUUCAUUAGGAGACACACACAACGUCCUGAGCUGCACUCCAAUGGCUGUAGUACCGCUUGAGGUCCGCUGUGGCUCUGAGCCUCACCUGGCUCCGUUAGGCUUCAGUCGCCUGGCACAAAGCAGCCAAAAUACACUGGGUCGGAGACUAACAAAGCGGCCUACGCCGACCUGAACUAUUCCCAAGCAGAAGACACCCUUUUACAUUCCACGGUCCCACAGUCCGCCCAACACACAGCCGACCGCUCCAGCCAAGACUAGGUCCCGCGCCCCGGCCGGACCUAAGAUUUGGACCGGCCGGACCCACAUUUCAGUACCCAUGUUCGUUCGGGUUCCAGAUUCUCCCCGUCCACUUUCUCUCCUUCUUUCCUGAAACUUUACGUCCCUCCGGCGUCACCCUAACGCCGCACCUGGUCUGGUCAGCCAACACUGAGCUCACUGGGGAGACCCAGGCAGCGGAACCGGAAAUACUUACUUGGAAAAGGUGAGGGAAUACUACACCUCCCAGCUAGCUCAGUGAGCCGUGGGCCUUCCAUUAAGGCGCUCGAUUGGCCAACGAACGAGAAGGCCUGCCCCCUCCGAGGUCACGCUGGCCAACCACAGGGCAAGGCUUCGUAAAAGGCUUUGGGGCGGGUGGCAUCCGGCGGCUUUUCCGGCCGGUCUAUCGUAGGGGAGCAUGGGAGCGUGGGAGCCUAGCUGGGGUGAAGCUCACCGUCUCCAGUCUCGGCGGGGCAUAGUUUUCUGUUGCUUCUGCCUGGGUACCGGGACACUUUCUGAGAUCGUUAGUCUAGUGGGGCCCGGCCGGCCGGGAAGUCAGCCUGUCCGAGUCUCGGCGCAGGAGAGAGAAGCCACCGGCUCAGGCUUUAAAGGGAGUGGAGAAGAGAAGGGGUGCAUUGAGGAGCUUUGCAGCCGAUUUGGCCCCUCCAGGGUCUCUUCUCUCCCCUCCCAGGUCUGUCCCGAAGUCCCUGUGGCGACUUGAAGAAGGCAUUACUACCCCGCGAGAUGGGAGACAUCCUUACAUCCGGGGCCCAGGGACCAGCGCUGUUUGAGGACCUGGCUGUGUAUUUUUCACAGGAGGAGUGUGUGAGUCUCCACCCUGCCCGGAGGUCCCUCAGCAGAGACAUGACACAGGAUUGUUUCCAGGAUAUGGUAUUGAUGGGAGGAGAAGGCAAGAUUGAGAUUAAUCAGCAGCUAAGCCUAGAAUCUGUGGAACUUGAAGAGCUUGCCCUAGAAAAAUACUCCAUUGCUGUGCCCCUCGUCUGUUACCCAGAAAAAUCCUCAGAGCACGGAGUUGGAAGCCUUGAAGGGAAAAUAGGAGGCGGAACUUCUGCUUGCAAGAAAAGGUUCAUAAGCCUUUUAGUUACCAUUGAAAAUCAUACCCCAUUGAUAGAACUCUCUCAAUUUUUAGGAACCAGAGCACUUUCUGAAAUUCUUGAAUUUCCCAGGGAAGAAGCCAAAAAUGCAUACGAGUGUCCUCAAUGUGACCAAAGUUUCAGUGACAGUUCCUAUCUUGUUUCCCAUCAGAAAGCACAUUCAGGGGAGGGAAAGUAUACAUGUGGUGACUGUGGGAAGACUUUCCAUCACAGAGCCAACCUGAGAACGCACCGGAGAACCCACACGGGCGAGAAGCCUUAUAAGUGUGCCAAGUGCGGCAGCAGCUUCCGCCAGCACUCCCACCUGUUUCGGCACAUGAACGUCCACGCAAAGAAGCAGCCCUACACCCGCAGCACGCGUGGAAGAGGCUUUCUGUGGCUCCGAGGAUUGGCACAGCAUCGGAAAACCCACGCCGCCCCAAAAAGCUGUGGUAAAUAUUUUGGUCAGAAAACAAAUCCUGUUUUGCCUGAGAAAAGGCAGGCAUUGGCCGCCCAGCACCCAUGCACGCAGUGCAGGAAAUGCUCUGGGCAGCAGCCCUCACCCUCGGCCGCCAAGAAGGGCCUCAGGGACCACUCUGAAGACUGCAGCCACGGUGAGGACAAUUUGCUUUUGUUCUCAAAAUUCACACCCUUAAAGUGUCCUGCGUGUUCAAUGACCUUUCUUCGUAUUUCCCAUCAGAGCAUUCACAGAGGGGAAAAGCCCCACAAAUGCAAGACAUGUGCGGAAAGUUUUAUUUGCACCUCAGAGCCUGCAUGCCACCAGAAGAGCCACACAAGGCAGGAACCUUUUCAGUGCACCACUGGGAAAAGUUUCAGGUUGAAAAUACAUCUCAGUGUUCAUCAGCGAAGCCAUUCAGAAAAUGCCACGUAAAUAUGGCAAGUUUUCAUGAAUGCUUGUGCUUUUCAAUAUCUGUACUGCAAACAGGCACAGUGAUCCUUGAUGUACCUGCGAGGCACUGAGCUAAGCACUUUACACACAUUUCACGUAAUACACUAUUUCAUUUUCACCACAACCUUGAUUUAGGCAUCACGACUUCUGUCUUAUAAUUGAGGAAGCAUAGUCAACAUCACAGCUAGUGAAUGAAGCCAGAACUCUAACUCAGUAACUCUUGCUAUUCACAUUCCAUUUGUAUGAGCCGGGGAGCUGGAGAAUGAUACAGAACUUUUAAAAAGUUAAAAUGAAGGUUAUUACUAGAGUUAUUUUAAUUUUGUUUACAUGGUUUCUAAGUAAGUUUUGGAAGGAAAUUUUAUUUAUUUGCUAGUUCUGCAGAUCUGGGAUCUACGAAAGUAAAUACUUUUAUAUCUAUUUUAUACUUUUGUUUUGCUGUAACAGCCUGAAUGUAAUGUUUGUAUGAGCUUAUUGUUAUUUUACACGUGAAUUUCUAGAGGGGUCUGGAAGCUUUUAUCCCACCCCUCCCCCAUGUGAAGCGUUCAUUCCCCGAUGGUUUGGACUAGUUAGUGUCGAGGUGGCUAUUUGUAUUUGAGGAGCUCCUGUUCUCAGAUCUGAUGCCACCGACCUUGGUGAUUUCAAGUGUUUGGCAGGAAUUCUGGCAGUCCGGCUGUAGCCCUUUCUGGUGCUUGGAUGUGAGCAAGGGAAAGGUACUUGCUUCUAAGAGGAUUUACCUCCAAGUCUCUACCAAAGCACAUUGUUUCUGAAUUACAGGAACUCCUGUUUAGUGAGCGCGCAGGAUACUUUAUAUCAUUUAAUCUUUGGAAUAACUCUGACCUAUCCUCGUCUCAUAAAUAAGGAAAGUGAAGCCCACUGAGGGCAGAGUGAGUACCUUGCCCAGAACACAAAAGUAGCAGUGUGCUCAGGCUGGCAUCUAACCUCAGCCCAGGGGGUGAGGAGGGUCAUCACGGAGGCCCCCCUGAGUGCGCACCCUGGAGCCCUUCGCCCCCGGUACUUUAUCCCAAGCCUGACUUUCGUGUGUGGGUAUAAAGCAACAGAAAGACUCUCCAGGACCACUGGUUCGUACUCUAUCCCAAUAGUCAGACAUUGCAAACUCUACAGAGUAUUGUCUUGAGGGUUAUAGGUGAAUUUGGGUUUAAAUUUUUUUUUUCUUCCUCAUUCCCAAAGAAAGACACAUAGAGAAAACUGUUAGAGUUUAAAAGUUUUAAAAUAGUUGAAAAUACAGACAUCUUUAGGUACUGCUGUUACAUAUAACUGUGGAAGCAAAGUCUUGCUAAAUGGAACGGUUACUGAUGUUAAAGAACCAGGGGGUCUUACAGAUAGACUUUCAUAGGAAUUGCUCUUUAAAGCAAAAGUGACUGAGGCCCUCAGCAGACCAGCAUUUAAAGGGGUGUCAGGUGAGGAUGGUCUUAUUUAAAUAGUAGGAAAGUGCAGCAUUUACUAAAAUGGGAUUAUCGCUGGGAAACCUCAUCGUCACUGACAGGCCUCUUCAGGACCAGCUGGAUGGGAAGUAGUGGUCUUUCUACGGAAGAGCAGAUUGAGAACUGAAUGUACAGGAAGAUGCUGCUAUUGCAGUGAGUUCCUAACACCAAUUAGAGGCCAGCAGAUACUGUUGGUGAGGAAAAGGCCCCAACCCAGCUCACGCACUCCUUUCCCCCUUUUCCUUGUUCUUGUUUGCGGAGCCACAGUUGAGGCCCAGUGUUGUAAAUGUCAGGGUCACGCUUAGGAUACAGGGCGCCAGUCUGCUGGGGCCUAGGAGUCUUUGGCUUUUGUUUUUGUUUGUUUGUUUAUCUGUUUUAGCAUGUGGAAGUUCCCAGGCACCACAGCAGCGAUCUGAGCUGCUGCGCUGACAAUGCUGGCCCCUCAACCCACCUUGCUACAAGAGAACUCAGGGGCCUUAAAUCAAAAAGGUAUUCUGUAGGUUUUUCUUCAGCAAGUCUCUCUGAGGUGCUUGGAAUUGUGUAGAAAGAUGGUCUCCAGUUAGGUUUCGUUCUGGCCAGCUCUGGGAUGUGAUGAUCUUUGCUGAAUAUGAGAAAGUCCAGUCUCCCUGCUCUCCUGCUUCUGCCUUCAGUGGGAGCAGCUGGCACGGUGUCCCACUGGCACAUAUUAGGGGCUGUUUUAUUUCCACUGACUGGAGUGUAGGGUGGGGAAUGAAAUUGAAAAGAGGCCCCUAGGGGCAGAGCUGCUGCAAAAAGAAGUAGGGAAGAGUGUUUUAGAGGGCCCUUGGACAGAAUGGUGCUGACCUGAAAAAAUGGACGCUUUCUUUGCUUAGCUCCUAAGAAAUUACAGGGAAGGUGAAAAUUUAUACCGUAACUGCCAUUCUGCACUCAGUAUGGAGUCACCUUUCCAGAUGAAGCUUCCUUCACAAUUAAUGUUGGUAUUUCCAUUUUUCUUAUUUUCUAGAUUUUGGAAGAUUAUGCCAAACUUCCAUAAGAGAUGAGAAAAAUAUCUCUGAUGAAAACAAUAUACAGAUGAGUGUAAUUAAAAUGCCUUUUUUGGUGUAAGAUUGUUAAUGAUUGCUAUGCAGGAAAAAAAAAAAAAAACCCUGUUAUUUUUUUGUGAAAGAGGCUUAUUUUCAGUUGUGGCUUAUUGUGCACUUGCACCUAAAUGCACUUGCUGGAUGUAAUUCAGGCUGCUCUGAGCCAAGGACUUGGAGGAAGAGGUCCGUGUCUAUCAGCAAGACCCAUGCUGUGUAUAUGAUAUAGUGGCUUUUUCACCCUUUUGUUUACAGUGUUAUCUGAGAGACAUAGAUUCCACAGAUGGUCUUUAACUUGAGAUAUCAUGAGCUUACCAGGGUAGUUUUCAUAAAUAUUUGGAUGAAAGUUAAUAGAGGGAUGAAAACCUAAUGCAGGACUUUGUUGCUGUGAACGGUUGGUUCAUCACAUUUUGCAGCACGAAUGUUAACAUGUUAUGCAGAGUGAAAGGUCUGUACUGAAGAAAUCAACUCUUAAAGGAAUUUCUUGGUUUUUGUUGUUAACGCGGUGAUGAAGAUGUGUAUCACCAAGUCCUUAACGUGACUGCUGGUUCUGUAACCACCAUCAUCCAUGAAAACAGCAUUAUUCCAAUAGCGUUCAGAUGUUGACAAUUUACAUUUUGUGCUUUAAGAAACUGUGGAAUUUAAGUGUUAUUCUUGAAGGAUUUGGACUCCAAGUACUUUGUUUACAGCUUUGUUGCAAGAGGUAGGUAGGAGUCUGUUCACAUCUCCCCAUUUAACAUAGAAAAUGACUAACGCAAGUAAUUCAGGAAGUUUAGUCUAACACAAGUGAUAUUUCAUAGCAAAUGCUAUGAGAUUCCAUAUAAGUAAGUAGUGUUGUUCUGAUGACUGCAGCAUGUCAUACAAUCUGAUACUGCAGAUUUUGCCAAAAGUAAUCUGCUCAUUUACUGCAUAGGUAUACAAAGCCGGUUAUAGUUCAUCGGAAUAGUCUAUUUGAAACUGUUCUUUAAAUUUGUCAUCUCUAUAGGAUUUCAGUUGGAAAGUGCUUCUGUUAAAGUAACUAAUGAUCUUCAUUAGAAGUGUGUAUAUUCAUCUGUUUUAGUUUUGUGGAUUGAGCUAUGGAUCUGACACCGAGAUCAUUACCCAUCUUUUCACGGCACAUCUGCCUAGAGGUGUUUUGUUUUCUGACACCCUUUGGUGUAUUAACAAUCUGGGGAGAAUGGGGAUACGAUAUAAAUAUGUUUAAAUAAACCUAAGAAUAUGCUGCAAUCUCUAGUUCCUUUGGAUACCUUACAAGUAUGUUUGUUGUAGGAACCUCCGCUGUUUAAUGUUUUUAUUUUACAGUUUUCGGUGGUAAAGAGCAUCUUAUCUCGAGUGCAAACUCUCACUAGACAGUGAUUAUGUCUAUCUGAUGUGCAAUUUAGCAUCUAAUAAAUGUGUUUUUAUAAUGAUAAUGAAGUGAAUUUCUAAUUUUUUUAAAAUACUUAAGUAGUUGUAGAUGACAGAUGACUUUUGAAGACUGGCGGGAUUGUGAUUUGGAGAGGGUUAAUGAGUGACUUCCGGCCAGUUAAGGUAGGUAAAAUCAUUUGCUCCCGGAAUCAGAAGAAAACUGCAGCACUACUCCGGGAGACGGCUUAGAGAUCAACUUCCUUUCCAGUCUUUGGACCACGGCGAUACAGGUCCAAGUCCCUCUGGCCGCGCGGCCCAACGACAGCCUGCGUGGCCCGCGGUUUAGAGGGGAUUGAAAAGCCAGGGUGCCGGGAUUGGGCUCUACGCAUUGAGCGGCUUCGAGUUCCGUGUUCAGCUGCGCAAGACGGCGGAAAUACCAAUGAGAUACCAAUGAGACGAGACGCGCUAGAGCGGCCCAUAAGGCUGAGAACCGGAAGUCGUGCGCUCACUUCCGGCGCCUUGUCCGGGCGGUGCAGAUGCGCAUUCCUGGGGCGUCAGGGGUGUGGCGGGCGCCCCGCUGCUGUGGGGACCCGGCUCCUUGCCCUUACCAACCAUCUACCUAGAGGCGGCCUCUGCCAGAGUCCAGCGGGGAAGUGAGUGUCUGUGUAGGUGCUCCUCUCGUCUCUCCCUCCGCAUCAGCGGGAGGAUUAGUAGGAUGUGACUGUCACUGUCUAGGCCGAAGGACUACGCAUUGACCCCACUGGGGACGGGAAAAGGUGCCUCGUGGUACCUCGCCGGCCCAACCCCACUUUGGCAAUGCGCAGCUACGGGCUCGCCCCGCCUGUAUGUAUCCGACUUAUCAAAAGAGAUGAUACGCCUAUCACUUGCCCAGGGUAGGGUAUCUUCUGCAAACUAAAGAAUAUUGCUGGCCAUCCAUUUCUACAGGGCUUGAGUCUUAGCCACUGCAGUUGCUGACCUUCAGCAUGCCCUGAAAAGAACUCAGGGCAGAGAUCAGGAAGGGAGCAUUCUGCUCCAGAAAAAUUGGCAGAACAGUCUUCCAGAUACAUAUUUUAAGGAGAAAAUUUUAUGAACCCCAACUUUUGCAUCUUUCCAUACCUGGAAAAGCACCAAAACCAUUAACUAAGGUAUCUGUUGCUCAGAAUAGCAGUAACCUUCUGCAGAGGUGUGCAUGUACCCCUUUGUCAAAAUCACAAAUACACUGACGUCCUCCCUAAUUUCAGAAGUUUCUCAGAGCUGAAGGCUGUCUGCCCAGCUAAGUGUCUCAGUAAGAUACUGAAUAAACUUGACUCACGAUUUCCACCCCCCCCCCACAUCCAGGGCAUGGGGAAGUUCCCCAGGCUAGGGAUCAAACCCAUGCCACAUCUGUAACUAAAGCCACAGUGGUGACAAUGCCAGGUUCUUAACCCAUUGAGCCACCAGGGAACUCCCAACUUCCAACUAAGUUGUGCAUUUUUUUUAAAAAAAGUUGACACUUUUCUCUAGAACCAGUGCCAGUCUCUUCGCUUGAUUUCUAUGCGCUCCAUACCCAAAUUCUAACAUGCUUCUGGUUACUUAGAGUGUAACCAGAUGAGCUCAUUUGAGUACGUGGUCCUUCCCACUAUUGGCAACCCCACAGCCAGCUUAGCCACUGCCAUGAUUACAAAUACCUCACUUUAAGUCUAGCCCCAAUUCUUCCUCUCUCCUGCACUCUAGAUCCCUAUACUCAUGCCAAUGAGAGAUCUUCCUUGCUUCUCUGAGGCAGCAAAACACAUGCCCCAAACAGAGCGCAUGCUUUUAGUCCUCCUGUUUGCCUCCAGCAUGUGGUGCCACAUCCACACAACUGCUCAUGCUACCAACACACACUACUUCCUCUGCUCCUCAAACACCACAGCCACAGUAAUGCAGGAUCCAAGCUGCAACUGCAACCUACACCACAGCUCACGGCAACGCCGGAUCCUUAACCCACUGAGCGAGGCCAGGGAUUGAACCUGCAACCUCACAGUUCCUCGUUGGAUUUGUUUCCAUUCUGCCACGAUGGGAACUCCUGGUAGAGUUCUCCUGUGGCAAAACGACUGCAGGCCAGCUGUGUGGUCAGCUCACUCCUUGUGCAAAAGCAACUUUUGUCUCUCUCAGAAAAAAGUGUCUGGUU